AUGACAGGCUCACUGAAAGUUGAGCUCAAACAUCAGAACGAAAACAACUCCAAGUCAAGCCCCGGCUUGGAAAUAAGUGAGAUGGCUGAUUCUGAGACCGGGGAAGUUUUCAGAGACCAAGAUGGUGGGAAUGAGACUGCCUUGGAGAAGAACUUCGAUAUUUGGGGUGUGGUAGGGAUUGUCUACUCAUCAAUCGGUACACCGCUUGCUCUUGGAACAUAUCUCAGCACUGUCAUAGGCGUUGGAGGAGCUCCGUUUUUCUUCUACACAUACUUGUUUGCAGGGUUUUUUUGUUUGCUCACGGCCUACUCCAUGUCGGAAUUUGCUUCAGUCCAUCCACACUCUUCUGCCUUGGUUUACUGGACUCAUUUAUAUGCGCCUCAAAACUAUGCUAGACCUCUUGCAUAUCUAAGUGGUAUUCUAUCAUGUGCUUGCUGGAUAUUUGGAAUGACCGCCACUGGUUUCUUUGUUGCUGACCUUGUUUUGGGGCUGGUAUAUAUGCAUCAUCCCGAUUACGUGAGCCAGACCUAUCACUACUACUUGAUUUUUUUGGCCAGUGUGGUGUUUGCAGCCGGAUUUAACAUAUUUGGUACGAGACUCAUUCCUUUGUUAUCCCGAGUUGUUACCUAUGUUAUCAAUCUUGGAACACUCUUCACUCUUGUUGCACUAUUGGCAAGAGCACACCCAAAGAGAACCGCUGCUUUUGCUUUCAAGGAUGUCACCAACACGACAGGGUGGAGUUCAAACGGGGUUGUGUUUUUCAUCAGUAUGUUGCCCACCACAGCUACUGUUACACUUUUUGAUGGAGCAUGUCACAUGACAGACGAGAUUCCAAACCCAAAGAAAAACAUUCCAAUUGUGAUUGCAUAUGGUUAUACGGGUGCGUAUCUCAUUGGAUUUGUUUCAGUUUUGGUUUACAACUUCUGUAUCGUGAAUCCAGAUAAUCUGCUUGAUCCUGUUGGUGGGAUUCCCCUUUUCCAGCUUUAUGUGGAUUCUUUGCACAAUGAUGGAUUAGCGACAGUAUCUGCGUUGAUAAUCAUUGUGGCUUUUCUUCUCGCGAGUGUUGGGCUUCUAACCUCUACCAGCCGUCUCGUCAUGUCCUUUGCAGAUUUCAAUGCUUUACCUUUUGGAAAGGCUAUCGGAUCAGUGAAUACCAAACUUAAUGCACCUGUAUGGGCAAUCAUGUUUGUUGCGGUCUUGACUUGUUUAAUAGGGCUUCUCAUUUUUGCAUCCAGCACAGCAUUGAAUGCUGUUUCGGGAAGCUUUGUUUCCACAAUGUAUGUGGCAUAUCUCAUUCCAUUUGUCGCUUUAGUUCUCAAGAAAGACAGAUACGGAAAAGGUGUGAAACCUUUAUUCAAUCUUGGAAGAUGGGGAAAACCAAUGAACAUUAUAUGUAUUGUUUGGUUUUUGUUUGCGUCAGCCUGGUUGUGUGUUCCAUCCUACGUGCCAGUCACAGCUAACACUAUGAACUACACCGUUGCUGUUUUGGGUGCUACUGCCUUUGUUGCCUUUGCGAACUGGUUUGCUUAUGCACGGAAGCACUUUUCGAUUGGUAUUAUCAAGGAGAUUGAGAGCGAGGAAGAAAUCGAGGAAGAAAUCGUGGAAGAAAUCGUGGAAGAAGUUCACGCAAAGGCCCAAUAG
Messenger RNA from Kuraishia capsulata CBS 1993, 1641 nucleotides. RefSeq lists its product as uncharacterized. Bases 1 to 1641 code for a protein of 546 amino acids. The record is from RefSeq and is a predicted model, not a curated record. Gene Ontology annotation, molecular function: transmembrane transporter activity. The transcript has a single exon. Gene Ontology annotation, cellular component: membrane. Gene Ontology annotation, biological process: transmembrane transport. Lineage: Eukaryota; Fungi; Ascomycota; Pichiomycetes; Pichiales; Pichiaceae.